CAGGCUCAUAUGCUUUGGUUUCGACCAUAGUACCCGCUAAGCACAGCUACCCUCCUCCUCGACCCCGCGCCUGGUGAAUAUGACGCGCCUUUCUGUUGAGUUGUAUAGACCUCUGUAGUAAUAGAAAACUUUUUACUACUAAGCAGGAACAAGUUAGUCUAACUGAUAACAAGUUAGUCUAACUGAUACUGAUAGCGAUAUUAGGUAGAUGAACAUGAAUUUGGGAGGCUCUUAUCCUGCUUGAUACAGGUAAGAACAAAGAGUUACACUCCUAAUGCUUGGUAGAACUUUGCCUACCAAAAGAUCAUACCUGCUACUUUUCUUUGCUGAUCGAUGCUUUCUUUUGAACUUACAUUGAUUUGGGAAGAAUGAUCAUACCACGCAGCACGACAGUGCAUCGAAAGGGCUCUAAAGAGCCGUGAACUUCAUGUGUCUGUGUCCCGAAAAAGGUAGCAUAGAGAUAGAAGUGCAUCGUGAUCUGUGUAAAUGUCCCUAAAGACGUAGCAUAGAAGAAGUGCGCUGUGAUCUAGGCAGACCAAUAAUCCGGCUUUCCUCGACGUAUCUUCACUACAAGAACCAUAUUAGCUGCUUCUAAAAGAACACCUAUCUCCGAUCACGACCACGAAUAUUUCUUAAUAUUUUGAUUUUACAGGAGUUGCCUCCUACGCCUAGUAUUGUACAGGAAUUACCUAGCAGCUCUAGCUCCACCUUCGAAAAAAUGGGCAGAGUAAAGCCAUUCAAGCUUCCGAAAGCGGAUGUGCUGCCUGCGAUGAACUGGCGAGACGGCGAGCAUCCGGAGGUAAGCAAGAUAGAGAAAGCGCCAGUGACCUGUCUCCACGAUGGAUUGAAGGCUGGAGGAACCUUCUAUAGUUAUGAGUGAAAUGUAGGAAAUGCAUCUCCAAAGUCAUCUGGUGGACCUACAGGACGACCAAACAAGUCAUCUGGUGGACGACAAAGAAAAUAAGAAGGAAAAGGAACCCAGAUGAUGAUUUGUGCGAUGCAUACAUUCGUUCCGUAUACUAGAGAUUCCUCUAAUACAGGGAUGGCCUGAAACUUCCCGGCGCGCCACAUAGUCGAACCUUUUCACGAAAGGAGCGCGCGAGCCAGCGAUCGGCAGAGGGGGUUGAUUAUGCUCGUCCUCUUGAUGAAUUUUUAUAAGCACCAUCCAGUACAAGAACAUCAUCUUUUAGAAAGGUGAACUCUAGAAUGCUGCUCUACUAUGUAUCGAUGUAGUUCUAAAAGCCGUCUUUUCCACGAUCAGGGGAACAUCUACAUCAACAAGAACAAAAUGAAACUCGUCGAAUUAUGUUGACUUUCUUCUACUUUGAUUCACACCCUGCGCUUCUGGUUCUAAGUCAAAUUGCAGAAGAAGUACGAAUCCUUGAUGAAAUCUUGCAGAAGCGCACAGAAGGAAACGCGAGCUUUGUUCUCGGUAAUGUGCGAGAAAAGUACAACGAUGCGGCACAACAUGAGCGAUGUCGAUGUUAUGGGCUGAAUUGCAGGGUCAACAAUAUCUAGUUUGUUAUCUCAUUUGAAUAUAUGUCUAUGGCUCUCGUCUCUGAAUUAUUCGAUAUCAUUUUUGUAAAGAAGACUUCGCCAGCACGACUCACGCUUAUCCUCCACCACGUGCACCUCAGAGCCUCUUCCUACUCCACCCUAGUAUCUGCAUCUCAUCCUCCAUGAUCUUCCGAACGUCCUCAUUCCUACCUCCUUCACGCCUCGUCCGUACCGCAGAGCUCCUACUUACAGUCCUCGUCCCUCCCUCAUAGCUCUAAUCACCUCCGACUGCAGAUUAUGCGCAGUAUGCCAGAUUUAACGGUUUCUCCAGAAGAUUUCGAGCAAUUCGUGGACAACGUGCUAGGGCAGCCGAAAUUGCAACCGACGCAACAAGUCCAAACCACAGGCUCUUUGCAACACAUUUUUCCCGUCCGCGAUUGGAAGAAUUCGGGGAAAGUCAAGGUCGGGGCUGGGAGUAAGUAAAAAACUGCAGCGGCUUCUACUUGUAGUGGUACCUGUGGCUGUGGAGGAGAUGCUGUUAUUGGCCGUGUUCUUCAAAGAUCUUCUGGGUUCUUUACCACAUCACACGACAAGAACAGAGUUCUUGACUACAUAAGAGUCAUACGCAAUUCCAUGAUGACCAGAAGAUCAUGAUAUUACGAGAACACGUCGCAAGAAUUUCAUACUUCCCCAUAAACUUAAACGUCGAUACUUACAAGUACAACAAUUAUUCUUGGUUUUGGAUCAUAUUUCUUGUCAUAUUUUUAUCAUGAGGAUGAGGAUAACACGCGCAUCAUGGCUGCAUAUUACUUGUUAUCAUGGGUGAAAUAGCAGGAGCAUGUAUUGAGUAAGCGUAAUCCACCACAUGAUGAUGGGCCAUUACUACAACAUGAACAGGAGCUCCUGGAGGUGAGUUGCGGAUGACAACUACUGAACUAGAGUCGACAACUACUUGUUCUAGGUCGUGUGUUUCCCUGUGUUCUUCUGUGUUCCAGGACUGUAAUGUCCUCCUUUGCAUUUCCUGUUAUACUGUGACAACAAGAACGAGAAACAAGAAGUUAUAAAGCUGCAGAAGAACAAAGCACCAGAAGGAAGUAGUAGUAGAACAAGAUCAACACAUGUAGAAAAAGCAGAUCACUUGUGAGAAGUGAUGAACGCGGCUAAACUUGCAAAGUGUACUCCUGCUGUUUUUGCGCAGAAAGAAG
This is a messenger RNA of Amoebophrya sp. A25, 2702 nucleotides long. The record is from the annotation of a GenBank genome assembly. NCBI's taxonomy places the organism in Eukaryota, Dinophyceae, Syndiniales, Amoebophryaceae.